AUGCAGCUCAUUAAUAUCAUCAUCCUCUCCCUCGGCCUCAGUGCCUCUGCCAUUCCCGUACCUGGGGAUGACUACUCCGUCUCGCAAAAUGGCGGAAACAAGGGUGGCAAGAACGAUAAUUACGGCAAUCACGAUAACUAUGGCGAUCAUGGCAAGAACGAUAAUUACGGCAAUCACGAUAACUAUGGCGAUCAUGGCAACAGCGGUAAUUACGGCAACGAUGGAAAUCAUGGCCAUGACAAUGACCGUGGCAAUAACGGCAAUCAUGGCAACAAUGGAGGCAACAAAGGUUACGGCGGAGUAUCUCACUCAUACAGAGAUGACAAGCACGACAAUUAUGGAUGGAAUAAGGGUUAUGGUGGAGACAACAAAGGUUAUGGCGGAGACUAUAACAAUGGCGGCAAGAAUGACGAUUACGGCAAUUCUCAUGGUUAUGGUGGAGUUUCCAACUCAUACGGAGAUAACAAGAAUGACAAUCAUGGAUAUGGUGGAGGAUAUGGAGAAGACUCUAUUCAUAGAAGAGGAGGCAGAGAUGACAAGCAUGACGAUCAUGACAAAUAUGGCAAAGGCGACAAGCAUGACGAUGACAAGCAUGACGAUGACAAGCAUGACGAUGACAAGCAUGACGAUGACAAGCAUGACGAUGACAAGCAUGACGAUGACAAGCAUGAUGGAGAAAAGUAUGACGAUGACAAGCAUGACGACGACAAGCACGACAACGACAAGCACGACAACGACAACGACAAGUACGACAAUGACAAACACGACAACGACAAGCACGAUGGGGAAAAAUACGACGGUGGAAAGAAUGACAACAACAACUGGAACAACAACUGGAACAACAACUGGAACAAAGGCACCAACGGAUAUUCCUCCUGGUAA
Molecule: messenger RNA, 882 nt
Organism: Botrytis deweyae
Lineage: Eukaryota; Fungi; Ascomycota; Leotiomycetes; Helotiales; Sclerotiniaceae
Exons: 2
Coding region: 1-882 (293 amino acids)
Source: RefSeq, a predicted model, not a curated record